GUCGCAGGCGUGUGAAUUCACUACCACACGUGCCAUCUCUCCAUUCCCAUUGUCUCUCCUGCGAAUGCCCGUAUAAUUCGAGCAUCUCGCUCACAGACACAUACUCAUACUUUCUCUCUUACACACAGACAUUGUUGCUAGAAUCCAACAGUCGACGUACUACUGCAGACCGUACAUGUACAUACAGAAAUGUUUGCAUGCAUUUAUUUUUAGAGAGAGAAAGUGAGGACCCUUUUCAAUUUUUGUUGCAAUUACAUAACUUUACAGCUCAACUCUCAAUUUCUCAGUCUAUCAUUCUCUCUCUAUUUCUCCUUCUCUGUGUUUUGAGCUCAACUUCAUAUUCACAGUUCAAAUCUACCAUUGCCACAGCCUCCACGGGGGGGAUUUGAAGUGGCUGCAAUGUGGCUCUUGUCAGCUUGAUAACUGCAUGUUCAAAGGAACCAUUAUGGAGCUUUGUGCAUUAGAUGCUAUGUAGUGAACUUCUCAUGCCCAAUUAGAGCUACAAUGGGCAGCUUCUGCAUAUAUUUCCAGCAACCAUUGCUUUUAUGCACUCUAUUGCUUUAUACUCUGGCAAAAGAAACUGAAGCUCUCAGUCCUGAUGGACAGGUGCUGAUCAACUUUAGGACAGCCAUCAUUAGUUCAGAUGGUGUUCUGCGGCAGUGGAGACCAGAGGAUCCUGAUCCAUGUGGAUGGAAAGGAGUACAAUGCGAUCCCAACUCAAAGAGAGUUACAACCUUGGGACUUAGAAUGUGCAAAGCUUUAAUGAUUUUUUCUAAGUCGUCAGGAAUCCUUGAUUUUCCUUUAUGCAGAUUUUUGCAGGGUAACUACUUAAGUGGAUUUAUUCCGAGUGAGCUGGGUCACCUUUCUCAGCUUGAGAAUCUAGAUCUCUCAAGCAACUCUCUCAGUGGUAAAAUUCCUGCUUCUCUUGGGAAGUUAAACAAGCUCUCAAUUUUCAAUGUAUCAACAAACUUUCUGGUGGGAUCAAUACCCUCUGAUGGUGUUCUUGCCAAUUUUCGUAGUGAUUCCUUUGUUGGAAAUCGUGAAUUAUGUGGGAAGCAGAUACAAAUAUGCAAGAGCAGUGGUGGUUCUUCUGCAUUGUCGCCUACUGAUUUAGCCCAAAGUCGGUUCAAGAAGAAAUAUUCAGGACGCCUUCUCAUAAGUGCGCUUUCUACUGUGAUUGCAUUGCUUUUGGUUGCACUUGUGUGUUUCUGCGUCUGUUUCCUGUAUAAGAGGCUAGGAAAAAAUGAUAGGAAAGGCCUUGCUAUUGAUGUCGGUGGAGGUGCCUCAAUUGUGAUGUUUCAUGGAGAUUUGCCUUACUCUUCAAAAGACAUCAUAAAAAAAUUGGAGACAUUGAAUGAGGAACACAUAAUUGGUGCUGGGGGCUUCGGAACAGUGUACAAGCUUGCAAUGGAUGAUGGUGAAAUAUUUGCCUUGAAAAGGAUUGUAAAGAUAAAUGAGGGUUUUGAUCGUUUCUUUCAAAGGGAGCUUGAAAUCCUUGGAAGUAUCAAACAUAGAUACCUGGUAAACCUGCGUGGAUAUUGCAAUUCUCCAACAUCAAAAUUGUUGAUUUAUGAUUUUUUAUCCGGAGGCAGCCUAGAUGAAGCUCUUCAUGAGAAGGGUGAGCAGCUAGAUUGGGAUGCUCGUUUAAAUAUUAUCAUUGGAGCUGCAAAAGGGCUUGCCUAUCUGCAUCAUGAUUGUUCCCCUCGGGUUAUCCAUCGUGAUAUCAAGUCAAGCAACAUUUUGCUUGAUGGAAAUUUUGAUGCUCGAGUGUCUGAUUUUGGACUGGCUAAAUUAUUGAAGGAUGAGGAAUCUCACAUCACGACAAUCGUUGCUGGCACCUUUGGAUAUUUGGCUCCUGAAUAUAUGCAGAGUGGAAGAGCUACAGAAAAGACCGAUGUUUAUAGUUUUGGGGUUUUGGUGCUUGAAAUUGUGAGUGGAAGUCGGCCUACUGAUGCUUCUUUCAUCGAGAAGGGCCUAAACAUUGUUGGAUGGUUGAAUUAUUUAGUUUCGGAAAGUAGACAACGUGAAAUAGUCGAUCCACACUGUGAAGGGGUACAAGCAGAAAGUCUCGACACCUUGCUUUCAAUCGCCAACCAAUGUGUUUCUUCUGGUCCCGAUGAUCGUCCCACGAUGCACAGAGUAGUUCAAAUACUUGAAUCUGAGAUCACAACCCCGUGCCCUAGCGACUUCUAUGAUUCAAACUCGGAGUGAAGGCUUAAUUGUGAAAUGAAGAGAGGCGAUAUCUUUGCUAUUAUCAUCCGCUGCUUCGUGCAGCAAAAUGCAGGAUCAACACAAGAACAGAAGGGGCAUGGAAUCUGCAUAAUUCAUCCCCGACUUAUUUAUUCAUUCAUUCUGCAAAAUCUCGACAACAUAUGCCCACGCUGCUCGGCAGCCAUUCGUUUUUCUUUGUCCAGUAAAUGAAAUUAUUUGUUUUACCACACCAUUUGCCCCCUUGUUUCUGCCUUGUAUUUCCUCUUUGUAAUUACUCUACUCAAUUGUAUACAAAAAUGGUUAUGUCCUUGUUAUUGAUUCCAUUUAUUGUAUGACAUAUUUGUGUUGCA
This is a messenger RNA of Olea europaea var. sylvestris, 2561 nucleotides long. Its product is annotated as LRR receptor-like serine/threonine-protein kinase FEI 1. The coding region runs from base 505 to 2211 and encodes 568 amino acids. The transcript is spliced from 13 exons. Gene Ontology annotation, molecular function: protein kinase activity; ATP binding; protein binding. Gene Ontology annotation, biological process: protein phosphorylation. Lineage: Eukaryota; Viridiplantae; Streptophyta; Magnoliopsida; Lamiales; Oleaceae. The record is from RefSeq and is a predicted model, not a curated record.